UUAAAUCUUUAACUUUGUAUCUUUUAGUAUUUUAUAUCUUGUAAUUGAUUGAUCUAUAAGAAAUAGUCACAUUUGUCGGCACUCCCAAGUAACACGUCGCGUCGUUAGUUAUUGUCUUUCGUUUUUGAAAUCAAUAUAAUAAAAAUAAAUUAGAGGGAACUAAGGGCAAUUGAUUGUAUCUUGUUUCCCCCAUCGCAUGGCGACGGGCAAAAUCACCAGUAUUUAAAUAUCUAGGAAUAAAAUGAACGAUACACAUCUGGAUUUUAAAUUCCAACAGUUACCGUGUGCAUGACGUCGUUUAGAGUGCGUCGAAAUGCUUCCGUGGUAAGCACCACUCCCACAGCAGACGAAGAUGACGAGGACUGGGAUGAACCCGAAUCUUCAGAAAUAGACGAUGAUGGAAAGGUUUAUAAGAAUCCCAGAAAUUCACCGUCUACUUUAUGUCCAAGAGACGAAGAACAAGCUACCUUACUUGGUCAAAAAUGUUUAAGAAAAUGUUCGUCCGAUGAAGACUGCAAAAGUAAGAAGAAAAAGUGCCUUUGCGAUGGAUCCUGUGGAUUAUCUUGUAUAAAACCAGAUCGUGAAUGUCCUGAGCCAGAACAAAUAGCGUACGGAUCAGUAGCAGCCAGCGGAAAACUCUUUGGAGCUCGAGCUACCUAUACUUGUCAACAUGGAUACCAUGUCGUUGGACUUCAAAGCAGAACUUGUCAAGCUGACGGCCAGUGGGCUGGAAGUUCACCAGCGUGCAAGCAAAAUAUUUAUUGUUUGUCACCUCCUACGAUUGACCAUGCUCGUCAUAAUGCACCUGCCGAACAAACAACUUUUGACCUGGAUUCUACUCUACAAUACUAUUGCCAUACUGGUUACGUGACUAAUGGUUUUCCUAGAGCAAAAUGUUUGGCAAUAGAUGGACAGGCUUCUUGGUAUGGUCCGGAUAUAGCUUGUGAACCUAGAUCAUGCGGAGCACCAACCGAUAUUUCCCAUGGCUGGCAUGCUGGAGAAUGUUAUACAUAUGGUUGCAGAAUAACAUAUCACUGCGCCGAAGGAUACGAACUAGUAGGCAAGAACGAACGCUACUGCCAAGCGGACGGUACCUGGAAUCCGAAGGAGCUCCCUACGUGUGUUCUCGUUACAGCAGUCCAGUGCGCUUCCCCUGAUAAUCCUAGACACGGAAAAGCCAUUUUCACCUCCUGUAGCUACAACUCAGUCGUCAGCUAUGAGUGCAAGUAUGGGUAUACCUUGGUGGGAGAAAGUACCAGAAGAUGUGGAGCCGACAAGAAGUGGUCUGGAAGUCAGCCGGUUUGUAAAGAAAUUAAUUGCGGACACCCUGGUCGACUAUGGAAUGGUUGGCUUGAAAACAUAGAAGCUGGAACAGGUCUAGGAGCUUCUAUAAUAUUCAGGUGCCAUGACGGUAUGCUACUUGAAGGAAAUACGUCUACAGUUUGCCAAAUUGAUGGAAAAUGGAGAUAUCCGUUGCCAAAAUGUUUAGCUCCUUGCGUAGUGCCACACGUCACCCAAGGCAGCGUUAUUUUAGUCGGAAGAAACGAAACAGCGAUGACUUCAACAGUUGUACAACAUGGCGAAGCAUUGUCGGUAGAAUGCGACCCCCACUACGAGUUUUUAGCAAGUCUUUCACCUGUUACCUGUAACAACGGCACUUGGACAUCUAUGCCAAAAUGUGAUCCCGCCAGAUGCAAACGCCUUCCCACCUCUCCACGCAACGGAAUGGUAAUUGCUCCCAAAAUGGAACAUGGCAUGAAAGCAAGAUUCAAGUGUAAAGAUGGUUUUGAAUUAAAAGGGGAAGACCUAAUGGAAUGUUCCUUCGGAAAUUGGACUGGAGAGCUGCCAAAAUGUGAAGAAGUAUACUGCCCCUAUCCUGGAAAUGUGCAGAAUGGAAAAAUUUUGUUAGUUGGAAACAUGGGUCUGUACGACUAUCGCCCUUAUGUUCGGAAAGUAACAAACAACAAGCAAAUCAUGUACGAUUGUGACAAGGGUUAUGUGUUGGCAGAAGGUCCACCUGGAGCUACAUGUAUUGGAGGUCAUUGGAGCCCGAGAGAAUUACCUAAGUGUUUAUUGGGUCAGCAUCCAAGAAUCCGUUGGAAUCGAAGAAAACGGUCAGCCAUAAUGGAAAAAUAUAAAAGAGCCUUCAUUCGCAAUCAUAAAUUCAUAUAUGCAGGUAACCAAAAAAGAAAUAUCCAUAACUAUCUUCACCUUGCUGAAGAAGAUUUGAAUCUAUUACGAAAUAAAAGAAGUACUGUGGUGAAAAAGUCGCUUUAUCAAAGAGUUGCCGAAGCUCUACAAUUUUUUAACAAUAUUAGGAAAAAACGAGCCCUUAAAGGUGGAAGUGGUAGCAGGGCUCUUGGUACCAGCCACCGAGGUUCUAGCUCCAGUUUAAACUUAAGAAGAGGAAAUAAAAAGAAUCCCUACGAAGAUGACGAGGAUGACAAACCUGGAAAUCAGGUAAUAGAACCGAAGAAACCCAAACCGAAAAACAAAGGUCCUUGCGAACCAUUGUCCAGCGAACCUUACGUCAACAUCGAAGUCGUAAAGAAUGGAAGAGAAGCUAAUGUAAGUUUUAGCGCUGGUACCGUUGUCAAAAUGGCCUGUGGUAAAGGGUACGGGUUGAAUAUGCCGGAAAAUAAGACAGCCAAAUGCGUACGAGGAAAGUGGAGGCCCACACAGCCUAUGUGCUUGAUAUUACCGUGUUUCGUGCCUAUAACCCCAUCCGGUAUUUAUAAAUUAUCUAAAAACGACCAAUCUUCGUCGUCCAACGUUACAAUCGAUUAUGAUCAACCACUGAACGAAACGGUUGACAUAGAGAACGGACAGGUCGUUGAGUUCUCUUGUGAAGAGGGUUACCAGGUGCAAGGUCCAAGCAAUUUGAGGUGCUGGCAUGGAGACUGGGCUGUCACCAGUUUUCCCGAAUGUAGCCCAGCACCGUGUCAACUUCCUAAGAUUCCACAUGGACAUUAUUCAUCGGGAUAUAGAGCAGGCCUUACAAUAGCCAAUGGUUCCAGUGUUGCAUAUCACUGUGAAGGAGAUCAGGGACAACCUUCAAGACAUAUACAAUGUCUUCUGGGCGAACUGGAACCAAAAGUACCCAGCUGUAGUCCAAGUUCUGUUGGAGGAAAGACAGAGACUCAAUACCUAGGGGGUAGUGACAUAGUCAAAGGUGGAGAAAUCACAGUGAUCCAAUAUGGCAAUUCUGGAGGCAAUGCUUGUGGACCACCAGCAAAGGUUCGUGGCUCGUUAAUUUAUAGAAAUGGUCACCCCAUCGUAGAAGAAGACGACAGCAAUUUUCCAGACGGCAGUGAGGUUACCUUUAAUUGCAUAGAAAGUAUCAUGGGAGAGAAAACUACAUGGAAGAUUAUAUGUGAGGAUGGAAGCUGGAUAGGAAGGUCGCUCAAUUGUGAUUCAGAUGAUGUUGCUGGCACUCAGAUAAUAAACAACAACAGUACUUGCAUCUUUAGAAACCAGGAACCCAACGUUAUAUCAUUUUUUAAUGAUCAACAAAUUCGGGAAGAAGUGGUCGAGUUUCCUGCAGGGGCCAUUUUGAUUAGCCGGUGUGUGGAUAUAGGAAAAUUUGCUAUGAUAGGUCCUAAUAAACGAAGAUGUAUGGGGGGAGAAUGGGAUGGAGUGAAGCCCGCCUGUUUCGGUCUUAACCAGGCCAACGAUUAUUCGAUGGAAAAACCACCAACCAUUCUGUUUAGGCACCAAUUAGGACCUAUAGCGCAAUCAAAUGAAGGAAAGUUGAUUGUGUAUCCAGGAACUAUUCUACAUAUGGAGUGUUUGUGGAUAAGGCGAUUUGGUAAUCCAAAAUGGACUAUUAGCCAUGACUAUCGAAAAUACCCAGAGGGAUGGAGUACAGAUCCAGGACGAGAUCCACAACUAGAAUACAGAUUAUCUAUCUUCCAUGCAUCCAAAGAUGACUCCGGUUUGUUUACGUGUGUCACUCCUGCCCGUUACACCCACUCUGUAGAAAUUGAAGUAAAAGCUAUCCAUUGCCCAGUUAUACCCCAAAGAAGAGGACUGACGGUUAACACAGACAGUACGAAGAUGAACACUAGACUUAAGUUUUCCUGCAUCAAUGGAAAUGCUUUGAUAGGAGCUCCAGAGGUAGUCUGCUUACCUUCUGGAAAUUGGAGCUCACCAUUCCCUAUAUGUGAAAGUAUUGAAUGUGGUGAAGUUGGUGUAGUGCUUAGUGAACAUUUGAAAGUGCUUGUUGUAUCUAGAGAAGUAGGAGGGAGGGCAAUUUUCAGCUGUGAGCCGAGUUUCGGACUCAGGGGCCCUGCUGAGACAAUCUGCCAGGCUAGUGGUGAUUGGGCGACACCGUUUCCCACUUGCGAAGAGGUACAUUGCGACAAUCCAAAUGCACCUGAAAACGGUUAUAUUCAAGGAACUGGCCCUUAUAAAGCGGGAGAUGUGGUGCAGAUCAAUUGUAAUCCAGAUUAUAUGAUGGAAGGGCAACCCAUUAUCGCUUGUCAAGAGAAUUCUAGAUGGUCUGGAAAAAUGCCAAGAUGUGUGCAAGCAUGCUCCUACCCUGGUACUACUAUAAGCGGCAGAAUGUCUUCCGUGAAGUUCUUUUACAAAAUCGGCGAAAACAUAACGUUCACGUGCGAAGAGGGGCUCCAACUAAAGGGUGCAGCAAUGCUGAAAUGUUUGAAGAACGGAAAAUGGUCAAACACAAUUCCAACUUGUCUUUCAGCGGAUGCCUCUGAGUCUCCCAAGCAAGUCUCAGUUUUUUAAAUUUGGUAUUCUAGAAGAGGAACGGAAUGAUACAGAUUAUGAUACUACGAGUAUAAGUGUUAAACAGAUGAUAUCUUCUCUAGAAAGGAAAAUCAAAAAGGUCUUAAAUUGUAACCAUUAGACUAUACUGUCCAUUAGAAUUGUAGGACAGGGAUAAUACAUAUAAAACUAUAUCAGAAAAUAAUAUUAUGGGGAAACAGUGGAGUUUGUUAUACUUUUAAGAUCACCAACGGUGAGUGGUACUGUACUUUAGACGACUUAAUAAAACAAAAAGUAAAGCAAUCAAAAAGUUAUGUCAUUAACAAAUAAUAUAAAAAUGUUUUCUAUUAACAUACAUAUAUAACUGAAUUAGAAUAAGUAGAAUUUAUUUAUCCAACAGAAUUUAUAUGUGUGGUUAAAAUGUGUUCUGCUCAUCUCUUCACUAUUAGAAAUGUUAAUUUCUUUGUUUGCCAUUAAGUUUAAUGUUUCUUACAUGAACUGCUUUUGAUGAAAUAAAAACUCUUGAUAUCGUUUUAAUAUCAAUCAUGA
Messenger RNA from Diabrotica virgifera virgifera (western corn rootworm), 5274 nucleotides. RefSeq names its product complement factor H (gene Hasp). Gene Ontology annotation, molecular function: peptidase inhibitor activity. The transcript is spliced from 24 exons. NCBI's taxonomy places the organism in Eukaryota, Metazoa, Arthropoda, Insecta, Coleoptera, Chrysomelidae. The coding region runs from base 289 to 4746 and encodes 1485 amino acids. Gene Ontology annotation, cellular component: extracellular region. The record is from RefSeq and is a predicted model, not a curated record.